Molecule: messenger RNA, 347 nt
Organism: Perkinsus marinus ATCC 50983
Lineage: Eukaryota; Perkinsozoa; Perkinsida; Perkinsidae
Exons: 2
Biological process (GO): biosynthetic process
Molecular function (GO): catalytic activity
Source: RefSeq, a predicted model, not a curated record
GUUCAGUCCGUUCCAUCAAUGGCUUGGGGAUGUCAAUGAGACACUCAUCCGAGGUCAAGUUAGGUACUGGCUGGCUUCACCGAUAGAGGCCGACUCGAGGAUGGUAGCGUUAAAGUAUCUAGCGGAUGAGGGCAUCAAGCACUACACGUUCGAGGGAAACAUAACGAAGAGUGUUGGGGUCUUCUUUGGUACAUUCGACCCGAUCCAUGAGAAUCACUGGGCUAUCGUAGAGUAUGCUCUCUCCAACAACCUGGUCACUUCCGUCCUAUUGGUCGCCAAUACUGAGAACAAUCCAUCAAAGCCGAAAGCGACUGACCUAGAGACUAGGCAAUGCUUGCUACGGGAAC